Molecule: messenger RNA, 1224 nt
Organism: Phalaenopsis equestris
Lineage: Eukaryota; Viridiplantae; Streptophyta; Magnoliopsida; Asparagales; Orchidaceae
Exons: 3
Coding region: 1-1224 (407 amino acids)
Source: RefSeq, a predicted model, not a curated record
AUGUGUCCAAUAUACAUCAUUAUGGACCCAAACCAAAUACGUCGUAGAAGGAGAAACACAGCUAUCAACUUGCUUGUAGAGUACUACAACACAUAUAUCAACCGUUCUCCCUGUUACACAUCAUCACAUUUUGGAGACAAAUGGGUUGCAGAAAUGCUUGUCGGGCAUCCCACAAGAUUUCACAACAUGUUCCGCAUGACACAGGAUGUUUUUACAGAUCUUUUAGCAGAACUCAUUGGAUCUCAUGGCCUCAAUGGGUCUAUGAGGAUGACUGACCGUGAGGUCUUGGCGAUUACUCUUUAUAUAUUUUCACAGAACGAGUCAAUGCGUGGUGCGAUGGAAUGCUUCCAACACUCAUCAGAGACGAUUAGAAGGUACUUCUCAGUGGGUUUGAGUGCUUUGGUGAGCCUCGCCAAACAAGUCAUAAAGCCAACUGACCCAACGUUUUCACAAACUCCUGCGGAGAUUCGCCACGAUCGACGCUAUAUGUCAUUCUUUAAGGAUUGCAUCAGUACGAUAGAUGGAACACACGUUGAUGCACGAGUUUCAAGUAAUGAGAAAGUUGCAUUUAUAGGACGUAGUGGAACCCCAACGCAAAAUGUCAGGGCAGUUUGCAACUUUAAUAUGUUUUUCACAUUUAUCAUGUCUGGUUGGGAGGGUAGUGCGCAUGACAGCAGGAUUUUCAAGAGUGCAACACGGAAUCCGCAUUAUAGCUUUCCCCAUCCUCCGCAAGGAAAGUAUUAUUUGGUGGAUGUCGGUUAUCCGUUGCAGCGAGGGUAUCUCAAACCCUAUCCUGAUACUAAUAUCAUAUACAUGAUUUCGAACGAGCAAGUAAUGUUACAAGAAGCGGAAAAGAGGUGUUCAAUAAAAGCAUUCCUUUUGCGAGGCGCCAUCGAGAGGACAUUUGGUGUCUGGAAGAAGCAAUGGGUGAUAUUACGUGAUAUGCCUCCUUACCCGUUUUCAAAACAGGUACAGAUUGUGAUAGCGACAAUGACAAUACACAAUUAUAUUAGGCGGCACCCGUCUCGAUAUGACGUUGACUUCCUCAAUGCUGAAGCAAAUCAACAGGAAGUAGUUCAAGACCCAUCUGAAAACCAAAUUGUUAGUCUAUGUUACGAGAUAACAGCGAACAAUCAACCAUUUGUACUAAGGAAUGGGAAGGUGCAAAUGAAAUGGUUGUCAUUUGAGAACAGAUUACUAAUGCGUUGGUUAAUAUGUGAUUGA